AAAAAACAACAUAAGUCACGGAAAACCAAAUCAUGCCAAAAUAAGGAAUCCACAAACGUUUUUUUGGGGGGAAUUAGCAGUGGAUGAUGCGUCGGGCCUGUGCAAGCCUGCUUAACCUGGAAAGGGGGUAAAGUUUGGAAAUAGUAAAGGGAUUAACAAUGGAUAUUUGUGUUUGUGAACAGGUUGUGAAAGUUUGGGCAAACAAAAGUAGCGCUUUCCUCCUUGCGCGGAUGCGGUUUCGGGAAUCGACAACAUGUAAGUUUUGAUAACAGAGCAGCACUCGCCUACUUACUAAGUGUUAGUGAGUUAUCACUUUAUUCACCUCGUUACAGUGUUGCCUCACAGUUUCGUUUUUUAAAGAGUGGAUUGUUGUGGUUGGGUAUUCACGCCGUUAGGCUACAUGGAGAGGUGGUGGAGGGGUGUGUGUGGUGGGGGGAAAUGGACCACAACUCCAAAAAGGUGCUUGGAUCUGUUAUACCCGUGGAGUUGUUAAAAUGUGUGCGUGAAAUCUAACAAAGAAAAGACAUGAACAAUGGCAGCAAGAGAGAGAAAGAAUGUGGCUGUGUAUCGCAGCGUUUCUUUCAAAAAGUUGGGGUCCUGGAGCGCCAACAGGAGUGAAGAGCAACCACACAAAUCAGAGGAUUUGGAUGCAGCUGGCGUCGCCCUUCCAACGGAGCCCAGCAAGGCAGAACAGCCCUUGGCGACGCGUAAUGUCAGUGUGUCAAGAAAAGUUUCCAAAAUCUCUGCCACCACCAUUGCCGGCCUCCCGACCGCAGAUCCAAAGAGAAACUCCUCUACGCCUCUCUCCUCUAUUUCUCCAUCCAUCCGACAGCUCACUGAGAAGUUUAGCAGCAGCAGCCGCUCCGCCGGGACGCACGGAGCCUCACCGGGAGACGCAGCAGCAGUGACGCCGGGAAGCAGCACUCUUCCUCGGGCCAGGGGCUCCACGAGAGACUGGUCACCGUCGCGUAAAUCUUUUCACGAGGACAGCGGGGGUGGAUGUUUGCAGGAUGGUGAUACUACUACUACUACUGCUACUGCUGCUGCUGCAGAGUCACUGACAGACAACAAAGUGAAAAAGUUUCACUCCGAGACUGACUCCGUUUCAGGCUCGGAUUCAGAGAGGAAUAGUGAGAGGCGGAUUUUUACACGUUUAUCAACCGACAGAAACUUUGGUAAGAGAGAUUAUUCACAAAUCAAUGCAUGUCCCUCUGAUCCUAGAAAGACUUUGACUACAGACGAGGAAGAGGAUGUUGCUAUAAGAGGGGUUCCCCCACCCUGUAAAUCUCACAGAAGUUAUGCCUUGACACACCACAGUGAAUUUAUUCCCCUGCACUCUGACAAGUGGCCCAGUGUCACCAAAAUUAGACAACUUUUCGAUGAGAGUCAAGGCACAAAGCACAAGACUGACUCUUCUGAGAAUUUAAAAGCAGCCUGCAGAGGACAUUUACACGAGCUCAGCCCCAGUGAGAGUGCUCUUCUCUCCGAUAGAAGUGACAAACUCUCGCCUUGCAGCUCUGCUAAUGAAGCAAGUGUCCUGUCUUUGCAUGACAAAAGCAUAGUUGGAGCUCAAAGCAGAGAAUGCAGCACUGUUAAAGAUCAUUUUUAUCACGGUAUGGACUCUUAUUCCAAAACUGACCACCAGCAGUACUCGAAUGACGAGGAGGCAGACUUAAAGAUAGAAAGUUCUAAUAACAUCAAAGUUUCUGGCAUAAACGCUUUUCAAAGCGGUAGCAGCAGCCGUAGUUGCACUGGGGGUAGUCGCUACCAGAGGAUUAACCCAUCUCCAUACAGAUCUCAUAGUCCAAGCACUGAGUCAGAGGCUGCCCACAAGACCCUUAGGACGACAAGGCCGACAUCUGACCCCAGCCCUGACCUUCAACCCCCUGCUACUUCGUCUUGGAGUCGAUCAGAGAGCUUGGACACCUCCUCCUGCUCCUCCUCUCUUCAGCGGCCGACAGUGAGGGAGAGAAGGGAUAGACAGGGGGUCGGGCUGCCCAGGGAUAGUUUACAUUCCUCACAUAGCUCCUCUGGAGCACCAGCCCACACCCCCUCCUCCCGCUCCUCUGCUCCAGGUCCAGAUAAAGCCAUUACCUCCUCCUCUACUGUACCUCCCUCCACGGAGCAAAGAGCCCCAGCAAGAGUUGUCUCUUCUAUCAGCUCCCGCUGGAGGUUUAGCUCUGGGGACGAAGAGGAGGAGCACACCAGGAGAAUAAGAGGAGGUAGAGGAGAUAGUUGGAGUGUUCCUUCUGGCCCAGCUCCUUCCGUCUCCUGCAGAGCAGGAGAAAGGGGCACCACUGAAAGAGGAGGUAGCUAUUUAUCCCGCAGUAAAAAUGGCUGGUGGGGUGCUAAGGGCAUCGGUAGGUCCUCAGGCAGUGAGGAGGACAGCCCUAGUUCUUUAGGCCCCCACAGUCGAGAGGCAGUGCGCCGCCGCUCGCUGAGAAAGAAGAAGAAGGUCAGUGGAGCUGCGUUUGCAACAGGCCGUGAUGAUUGCGAUGAUCAUGACGGCGAAUCAGAAGACAGCGACAGUGACACGGCCUUGACAAUGGAGCACUUAGAGAAGCACCACCACCAAAACACAGGCGGAGAAUUACCGGGGACAGUAUCUCGUAGCCACAAUGCAAGAGAACCCAGCAGCCACAGCAACAGAGCCAGGGUGCAGCAAUGGGAGCGCAUCGCCUCACCUGUGACCUCCACCACACUUCCUGGUGUAUCACGAGUGUCAAAGGUCAAUAUUCCCCCUUUUGUUUCUAGUCCCGGUGGUUCACGUAGCAGCAGUCGAUACUCCAGCACUGAGACACUGAAGGAGGAAGACCAGGCUGGCUGCGCCAACCGUGCAGCAAAUGUGUUUCUUAACACAAGUGGAAAAGGAGGCAACACUAGCAGAACUGCAUCCUUGUCCAUGCUGAGUAAAACAUACCAUGGGAAUUUUACCAUGUACCGCUCCCCAAGCUUUGGCCAUGGGGAUAACUUCUCUCAUACCCCUGCACGGGUGCGCCCCAAGAUUGUGCCUACAGUCACACCCUUAUCUAGUGUACUUGCCAGAGAAGGUGGAGCAUCGGCAGGAAUUAGGAGUGGUGUGACUACGCAAUUGAGCAGAACAAAAAGUGGGGAUGGGGUGGAUGAUAAUAAUAAAAACAAAAUAUCCAUGUCCAACCCUGAUAUCACCUCAGAAACUAUGUCCCUCUUAAGCUUCCUGAAAUCUGACCUGUCAGAGCUCAAGGUGCGGAAAACAAGCGGAGACAAAUCUGGGGCCUCGGAGGGGUCCCCAGUGUACAGGAUGGGCUCACGAAAUCACGGCGGCACUCUGCUACCUUCUGGUCGUCGGCCCUCACUGAAAGACCUGACUGCCACCCUGAGGCGUGCAAAAUCCUUCACUUAUUCAGAUAAACCCACUACAGCAGUGAGGUGUUACUUGACAGGUGGCGCCACGAAGAGGAGCUCUUCUGAGCAGCAGCUUGAUUUGGAUGGAGAGGGUGACGGAGGGAGGGUGUCGGUGACAGAGAGGGAAGUAGAAAGUGAUGGGGGUGAUUUUAGGGUUGGGAGACGACAAAGAAUGAGCGAUUAUGGAUUUGAUGAUGAUGACGAGGAAGGGAUGCCAACUCCAUUGCAGGAGAGGUAUGUUCAGGAAGCCAGGCAGGUCAUUCAAGAUAUCUGCCAGAUGAGCACUAGAGUAGAUGAUGAUGUAGACGUAAGGAGAACUGACGAUGAUUUGGAAGAUGAGUGUUUCCAGGUCAAGAAAACAAAUGAGGAAAAGGAGAAAGCAGGAGGGUGUGCUGAAGAUCCGGCAAGGACGGAUCAAGAGGCUGAGUUUAAGAACACAAAAGACAGGGAUAAACAUGAGAGGGAGAGUGAAAACAGGGAGAGGGAGAGGAGUGAGAGGGAUGGACAAAGUAUGCACUUGGAGAAGCUAAACAGCAGGGGCACAGAGUACAGGGAGAAGACAAAGAGACAGAGCAGAGAGACGGAGAGAGCCUUGCUGAAGGGCGACUCGGAGGAAAGCAUGUUCUACGACCGCUCUGUGGAUGAACUUUCGGGGCAUGAGUCGAGUUUAACAGAUGAAGGGAUUGUAACAGAGCCGGAGACGGGCCCCAGCGACCCCUCUGAAAGGUCAUUCCUGGGCUCAGCAGGGGUUAAUUUGGGGUCAAGAAUUGCUAAGGAUGUGCUAGGUCAACCUGUGACCGUAUGGAAGCAAUCGGCUCUCCAUCAGCCCGAGGAGUUUAAGCAGGAAAGACAAGAGAUGACAGAGAACAGCGUGAAUUGUACAAAUCGUCUCAACGAAGUCACCGUACCUCCCUCCUUGCCUCACCCUGCCCGCAUGGCCGAGAGUGACAGUAUCAUCAUGGAGCUGAGCAGCACUGCUGGUAUAAAUAAUGUCAACACUGCCAGUGAGGAGAUCAACACCAACAGCGCUGUGUCGCAAAGAUCAGCUGGCACCACAGGAGGAGGACUUGAAGCCCCUGCGACACCCAGUUCUAUCCGUCGAAGGCGCAAGUUCUCCCCGUCUGGUAUUAACAACGCAGGCUCUGAUUCCAGUAAUGGCAGUAAUGCAGAGUCAACAAUAGCAGCUGUUGGAAAUGGGGAGUCCACAGUCUACCGCUCUCUCAGUGACCCCAUGCCUCAGCGGCACUGUUCUGUGACAGAAGAAGGGAAUAACAAUUUUUCCUCGGUCGACAGCAACCUGUUGGGAUCCCUCUCUGUCAAAGGUGGAGGUGGUGAUCCAGAUGCCUCCGCUGUGGCCACUUUGUCUGAAUAUAAGGGCAGUGCGGCCAGUGACUUGUCAGUUUACAGUGAUAGCGGGCUCCGGGAUGAUGCCGUUCAUGACUACAGUGGGGUGAUCAGGAGCAUUGUAGCUGAGCCAGGUGCAAUGGACAGGCUGAUGAUGGAUGACCACGGCAAUGGCAAAGCUCCCAAGAAGAAGUCGUUCAGUGACCCCAGUCGCCGUAGCGAUGCCCCUUUACUUUCCCAUACUGACCCCCAAUUCAAAGGUCAGACUGGCAGCACUGAGCCAAUCAGUGAGCCGGAUCAACCCGGUCAGAUUCCACCUUCCAGCAGUGAGCCAAUCCUGAGUGUGCAGAGAGAGAAACUGUGGGAGCCAGAAGGGAAGCCUGAACACGCAUUGCUGACACAGCCGGACAUAAAAAAAGUCAAAGCCCGUUCCCGGUCUGAAAGCAUCCCUCACUCUGACAAGCAUGAUGAGGACGAUGAUGAUGUAAUAGACCAAGGUGAAGAAGAGACAGAGGUGCAGAAGUUUAACUUCAACCUCAAGCUGGCUGAGGUUCUGUCUCCCAGACUGGUUCGUCGGCCCACGAGGAAGCGUCCAAAUAGGCUGGCUCAUUUUUUCCCUCACGAGGACCCAUUUGAGCCCUCAGAAGUGGGUUCAGAGGAGCAGGAGGACAUCAGUGAACAGCCCGACUUAACCCCUCCCCUUCCCCAAAUGCAAUCCAAACCCAAAACGAGAUCCAAGCAUGUCCGCCAUGCCAGCGAACCUGCCACCUUCCUCCCCAUCCCCCCACCUCCGCAACUCCAGCCACUGAAGGAAGUGGACUCUCUCUCAGUCCCACCCACUGCAGAGACUCCGACCUCAAGUAAACCUCCAGGAGACGAGGCCCCAUCUCUGGAGGAUGUGACCCAGAAAUAUAUUCUAGAACUGAGCACUGCUGAGGGUCCGGGUCCUCCUCCAGCAGCUAAGGAUGAAGCAGAAGGGUCAGUGUUGGCUUCGGAGGGGCCCAGCGAGACCAGCACCAGUGGAAUUACAGAAGCUGGACCACAGAAGAAGAGCAGAGAGGACACAGCAUCCACAGCUACUCCACAGACGACCAAGCCCAGAGUGGACAUGAGGAAACAUGUGAUGAUGACCCUCUUGGACACAGAGCAGUCAUAUGUGGAGUCGCUACGCAGUCUCAUUCAGGGCUACUUGCGUCCUCUCAAGCAGCCGGACAGCGGCUCCAUAGUGGACCCUCUGCUGGUGGACGAGAUGUUUUACCAGAUCCCUGAGAUCCUGGAACACCAUGAGCACUUCCUGGAGCAGGUCUCCGGAUGCGUCAGCCAAUGGCACGAUAGGCAGACCGUCGGACACUUCCUCAUCCAAUCAUUCUCCAAAGAGACCCUAGCUAAUAUGUAUUCGGCGUACAUCGACAACUUUCUCAAUGCCAAAGAUGCUGUGAGGAUUGCCAAGGAGGCCAAGCCAGCGUUUCACAAGUUUCUGGAGCAUAACAUGCGUGAGAACAAGGAGAAACAGGCUCUGGGGGAUCUGAUGAUUAAACCGGUCCAGAGGAUUCCUCGAUAUGAGCUGCUGGUGAAGGACCUGCUCAAGCACACCCCAGAGGAUCACCCAGACCACCCAUACUUACUGGACGCCCAGAGAGACAUCAAGCGAUUGGCUGAGAGGAUCAAUAAGGGCCGUCGCUCUGCCGAGGAGGCAGAGAGGGAGGCCAGGGUCAUCCAGGAGAUCGAGGCGCACAUAGAGGGAGUUGAACAUAUUCUAAACCCCCAGAGGAAGUUCUUGAGACAGGAAAUGGUCAUGGAGGCGAAGACAGUUGGUGGGAAGAAAGACCGUUCUCUCUUCCUCUUCAGUGAUCUGAUCAUCUGCACCACUCUCAAGAGAAAGUCUGGCUCGUUAAGACGCAGUUCCAUGAGCCUAUACUCCGCUGCAAGUAUGAUUGAUACCUCCAGUAAAUACAAGUUCCUGUGGAAGCUUCCCCUGGAGGAUGUGGAGGUGGUGAAAAGCUCCACUCAGGCAACAAACAAGGAGAGCAUCCAGAAGAUGAUAAGUCGAUUAGACGAGGAUCUCAGCACUCUGGGUCAGAUCAGCAAAAUGUCUGAGACCCUCAGCUUCCCACAUCAGUCCCUCGACGAGGUAAUAAAGGACCUGAUGGCGUCCGUGCACAGGGAGCUGUCGGAGAAGCAGUCUCUGGCCUUCAGCAUGACCUUCCUGCCCACAAAGCUGGAGUUCACCACAGCCUCCGCCGAGAGCAGCUUCGUCUUCGAGUUCUCUUCGCCUGACACGCGCUCCAACUUUGAACAGGCCUUUGAAGAUGCCAAGAAGAAGUUAGCAAUGAAUAAGGACCAGUGGGACCCCGAGUUUCUGAAGGCUAUUCCUAUUAUGAAGACACGCAGUGGAAUGCAGUUUUCGUGUGCCUCUCCCAGCCACAGCUGUCCUGACAGUGGCUGUGAGGUGUGGGUGUGUAACAGUGAUGGAUACGUUGGACAGGUGUGUCUGUUGAACAUCAAAGAUGAGCCCACAGUUGAGGCCUGUAUCGCUGUCUGCUCAGCGAGGAUCAUAUGUAUUGCUGCCGUACCCGGACUCAAGGGAAGGGAGCGUGUAUCAGAGCCCACCUUGACCACUGCCUCCACAGCACCUGGUCACACCCAGCAGCAGCUCCAUAUAUCUAUCUGUCAAUCAUCUGUGGAGCUGACAGAGCGACCCACAGGACCAGGGGCGGAGCUUGUUCCUUUUGACAGUGAUGACACGGAUGACGAGGAUUCACCCAGCCCUUCCUCUACUCUACAGAGUCAGGCCAGUCACUCCACCAUAUCAUCCAGCUAUGGCAAUGACGAGGGCCCAGGCUCCAAGGAGAUGGCUACAGAGACCACCAGCAGUGAGGAGGAGCAGGAGUUCCCUGUGGUGAGCUCUUACGGAGCUCCCGGGAUGUUGGGAGUUGGCGGAGGAGGGCGGGGCCACACAGAAAGCCCCAUGGACGGCCGCGCCAUGCGCCGCUCCUCUCGGGGCUCAUUCACCAGGGCGAGUCUGGAGGACCUGCUCAGCAUCGACCCGGAGGCCUACCAGAGCUCAGUGUGGCUGGGCACAGAGGACGGAUGCAUCCACGUGUACCAGUCCUCAGACAACAUCCGUAACCGUAAGAACAGCAUGAAGAUGCAACACUCGGCCUCCAUCCUCUGUAUACUGUAUUUGGACAACAAAGUGUUUGUGGCGUUGGCCAAUGGAGAGGUGAUCGUCUAUCAGAGAGAAGCAGGUAGUUUCUGGGACCCUCAGUCUUCUCAGACGUUGGUUCUGGGCACGCCCAGUAGCCCUGUCACCAAAAUGGUUCCUGUGGGAGGAAAGCUUUGGUGUGGCUCACAGAACAGAGUGCUUAUUAUCAACACAACUACAUUGGUACAAGAGCACUGGUUCCAGGUGGGCACAGACAGCAGUCGGUGCGUGACUUGCAUGGUGGCGUACGGUCACGGUGUGUGGUUGGCGUUGCAGGGAAGUGCACAGGUCAAACUUUACCACGCUCAGACCUUGGAGAGCCUGACAGAGGUGGACGUGGCGCCCGCUGUGCACAAGAUGCUCGCAGGUGCAGACGCCAUUAUCAGACAGCACAAAGCUGCCUGUCUGAGAAUCACAGCAUUGCUGGCCUGUAAGGAUCUGCUGUGGAUCGGCACCAGUGCAGGGGUGGUCCUUACGCUGGUGGUCCCAGCAGUGAGCUCAGGAACUGUGGCCGGGACACUGAAAGUUCCUCAGGUGCCAAUGGGCUCAGCUCAUGGACACACGGGACACGUUCGCUUCCUGACAUCAAUUGAACUACCGGAAGGGUUUGACAUGAACUUCCCUCCUUCAACAGCUGACUCCACAGGCAACCAAUCUCAGAGCAGCAGCACAGUGGACGGGAACCUCCAGAGGCGUGACUCCGCGCGGCGCCGAGCCUCCGCCCUCAUCCCAUCAAAAACCAACAAUCUAGUCAUUUCCGGCGGCGACGGCUAUGAGGACUUCAGACUCACCAAUAGCAGUGAAACGGUCGGACGGGACGACAGUACCAACCAUCUUUUGCUCUGGAAGGUCUGAGACAAUCGACACCUGGUUUGAACAACCCGCCCAAACCUCCCUCUAGCUGAAAACGGCGCACAAGCUCCUCGCCUUUUCCCCAUCGGACUCCUCACUUUUUGAUGUUGUUGUUUUGGUCUUCUGCUCAGUCCACCAGUCUCUAUGUGCGUAAUAUGGCUGCCAACUCCCUACCUGGACUUACUAAUGAAUAUGAUCACUUCAAAAGCCAGUUUUCUCGUGUUAAUGUUUCUGAUGGUGUGCGUUGUUGCUCACUGAGUGGUGUCUGUGCUUGUGUAUUUUGUUUUUUUGGCAUCUGAAAAUAUUGUCUAGAAAAAGUGUCUUUAAAGUCAAGUCUUCACUGAAGGAGACGGAAGAAGACAAGAAGGGGAAAAUGAAACUUUCACACAUGGAUGUAUGGUUAGACUGUGAAGAAGAGGACAGAAUGUCAUUGCACAGGAGGUUGAAACAGGACAUCUAAGUGAAGCAUGUGCUUGUCCUUUGAAAUUUUCUCUGUUUUCUUGGGGACUUGGACAUCAACCCUUUACUCCAUCAUCACUUCAUCUUAGCCUGAACUGCAGACAGAAUGCCUCCUGAUGAUCAGAGGUGAAUGUCAUGUAAAAAUAUAUGAAUGGAAACUAAGUAAAACAAACAGACUGUGGUUUGAUGGAUAUUCUGAAUUUGCGUUUAUUUCUGCAGUUGGAGCUCAAGCUUGAGAGAGAGAGAGGUUCAGUUGAUGACUGAGCUUUGAAGACGUCAAAGACAAAUUAUUUUUGUUGUGUGGAAAACAACCCCUAAUGGCAGAUCUUAGAUCAGAUAUUUCUGGUUCUAGAAGGGUUGUAACAAUAUCUCCGCAAGCAUUGCUUAUAAGACUGCUAAAAUCACUUUUUUUUUCCCUGUAGAGGAAGAGUGAUUAUCAUUAAAGUGCAAUAUCUGGCAAGGGUAUUAAGGAAGACACACACACACAUACACAGUCACACACACAUUAAUGCACAGCCUCCUCUCACUGAAUAGGAAGAUAUUUGUGAAAAAAAACUGAAAUGUGUGUUUUUCACAGAUAAUCACUUUGUAUCAGAUUUUCUUAUUUAAUUCUCUUUGUCGGUAUAAAAUGAAAAGAACGUAGAUGAGGCCUGCUACUGGAGUGGAGUAGUAAAAAAAAAAGUAUUCCUUAACAUGACUAUGCCAAAGCCUUGUGUGUGUGUGUGUUAGAGUUUUGACAUGUUUGUUUUGCAGAAAUCAGGAGCUGAAGUUACUGACUUCUGUGACGCUAUGGUAUUAGAUAGCGACGGUUAUGUACAGUAUUUAUGGUUUUGAUUUUAGCGCCUUUUCUUUUUCAGCACUUAAUUUAUAGAAGAUGUAGUUUCCACUUUUAGUUUUUUUGAGUUAAAGAACAAGGAGGCCUGAGUAGCGUCCUGACUUACCGGCCUGACUUGAGUAGCGGAAUAGAUAACUAGGCAUGGUUUGGUUCAGGCAGACAGAUAUUCACAGCGGGGGUGAAACGAAACAGUCCACUGAUGGUUCAGUACAAUUCACAAUAGGAGGUUCUUGUUUCGGAGUUGUAUGACUUCCCAAAUGUAGAGAAACAGACCCAAAAAGUAAAUUGUCUAGAAGUUAUUUUUUUUUGUUAUGACAAAACAUGUCUAAUCAUCUAAACUGAUUCUUGCAAACUGAUCCCAAAAUUCACCUCUUAGUGUUUCUGAACGUAGCUCGAUCCUUAUCUUGAACCGACAGUCAUCUGUUUGGUGCGCUGAAUGCAAGAGAUGCUCAAAAUUUCCAUUAUUUGACAGCUUCACGGUGCAUAUUGUGGCAUUUUUGUCAGAAGUGUUUUGUUACACCCCUAAUGCACAAACGCUGAUUUCAGUAUUGAUUGUUGGAGAAAAGGAUGCAUGUGGUGUGUUUGUGAGACGAGAGUACCCAAGAUACAAAGUAGGUCAGAAGGACAAAUGCUGAGCACACAAACGUGCCUAAAAGUUAAGCCACUACACACACACACACACACACACACACACACACACACACACACACACACACACACACACACACACACACACACACACACACACAUAGUGGAAAGUCAGCUCUCACUCGCACUACAGCAGAUGUCUGAGGGAAGUGAACGGUGACACUGACUUGUCCUUGCACACACUCACAUGUUAGUGUCGGCCUUUGGGGUGAUUGUCUUUGAUCCAUUCAAGCCUAGAAAACCUCAUUGCACUUUGCCAGCCAUCUGGGCACUCACCUGAGCUUUCCCACUUCCCAUACGCAUACGCAUUAGGUUAACUCUUCAACAGUAAAGGGAAUUUGGUUGGUUAAUAUGAUAGCAGCUAGUGAGCUCUUUGCCUCUGUAAGCGUAAAGGCGUGUGUGUUAGUGUGUGUGCAACCUCCACAAGUGCUCUGUUAUUCAGUUAAAAAGCAUUAGAGGGACAUUGUUUGUGAUUUUUUAUUGCCCAAACUUGAGGCUAAAUUAUAGCUAGCUUGUGGUAGCAUGUAUAGAAUACAGCAGAGGAAAGUUGGACAAUUUUAGCAAAUGUUACAGGACUAGUUCAACAUUUUGGGAAAUACACUUUUUGGGCUUUUUGUUGAAAAGAUUGACACCACAAUCUUCUCAUCUAACACUAAGCACAAAAGUGAACAAGAUUAUUUCCAAAAAUGUUUAAUUAUUCAUUUUUACGUCCUCUAAGGUUAAGGUAGCACAUAACGUUUUUUUUAUGUUCUGUAUAAGUCACAACAAAAUGUUAUAUUUGUGUUCUCAGUGCCAAGAGCUGUCAAGUCACCUAUGAAAAUGCUGUAUAUCUAUGCUGGCUGUGGAGCGAUGGAUAGCUCCUCGAGUGGAGUCUUAUUUUUUAUGUGAGAAAUGAUGUGGAGGAACAUCUGUGUGCUAUCUCUGCUGGUACCAGCGCUUUUGGAGCAGCGUUUCUAAAACUGUGAGUGUAGAAACAAAACGGGGUCACAGCCUCUCAACGGUGGGUCCCCACUUCACUGUGUUUUCAAGUUCUGGGUAAAACUAAAUUACUUAGUGUCCUGGGCUGAAACCAAAACCUUGGAGUCAAUGACUUUCAAAUCUGAAUCAGAAAGUUAGUAGAUGUUCUUUAAAAUCCUCCAAAAAAAAGCAUAUACUAUAACAAUUUCUUGGCAGUCAUACAUAUUAAUGACUGGACAAUUAGUAUUUUUCAGCAGUUGCAUUUUAGGUUUUGAGCCCAGUGUAAUUAUUUAUACUCUCUUCAUUUUACAGACACACAAGCAUGCACACGAACACACCGCGUCUUAGAUAUGAAGUAAAUCUGGAUGCUUAUUUGACCAGGAUUGAGAGAAUGAACCAGAAGAUUUACACUUAAUUUUCACCAUCACAUCCAACACAUCCUAUCAUCACUGUAACUCUCACUAAACCUGUAAGUAUCUUCCUCAUGUCCGUAUGUGAAAGAAGUCUUUAUUGUUGUAAAUAUUGGUAUAUAUUGCCUUUUUCUGUAAAUAGUGCACCCACGGUCCUCAAUUGUUGAUAUGAAUCUAAUGGCAUAUUUUUAUAUAUUUGUGUAAGGUUUUGCUUUUGUUUGUGAUUUUUUCCCCCUCCUCCUCCUUUCUGGCAUGCGCUGUCAGUGACGUUUAAAUUAUAACUGUCGUAGAUCUUUCCAAAAGAAGACAAGAAGGCCUCUGUUGUUGCCAGGACGACAAGAUUGAGUUUGGGCCUGAAAGGUAUUCACUGGAGGCCAUGUUAGCUCUGAAACGUAUGUGUGCGUUGUCACAGUUGUCUAAAGGAAGGAAAAACAACCUGGUCACAACUCUGUUUCUCUGGCUCUGGUCGCAGUUGUCAUGGUUACAGUCUAUCAAAGUUACGUCCUGUAUGUAGCUGUUCUCGUUUUGUCACUGUGGGUUCCUCUUUGUAAUUAAAUCAGUUCACUGGU
Messenger RNA from Anoplopoma fimbria (sablefish), 12663 nucleotides. Its product is annotated as rho guanine nucleotide exchange factor 17-like. Gene Ontology annotation, biological process: actin cytoskeleton organization. The record is from RefSeq and is a predicted model, not a curated record. NCBI's taxonomy places the organism in Eukaryota, Metazoa, Chordata, Actinopteri, Perciformes, Anoplopomatidae. Gene Ontology annotation, molecular function: guanyl-nucleotide exchange factor activity; protein binding.